Messenger RNA from Dipodomys ordii (Ord's kangaroo rat), 635 nucleotides. It is a transcript of the gene Pglyrp1, whose product is annotated as peptidoglycan recognition protein 1. Gene Ontology annotation, biological process: detection of bacterium; peptidoglycan catabolic process; defense response to Gram-positive bacterium. The transcript is spliced from 3 exons. The record is from RefSeq and is a predicted model, not a curated record. Gene Ontology annotation, molecular function: peptidoglycan immune receptor activity; N-acetylmuramoyl-L-alanine amidase activity; zinc ion binding. The coding region runs from base 30 to 593 and encodes 187 amino acids. NCBI's taxonomy places the organism in Eukaryota, Metazoa, Chordata, Mammalia, Rodentia, Heteromyidae.
CCUACAAAACCCUCUGUACCCUACUAGCCAUGCCCAGAUCCUACAUGCUGUUGGCCUGUGCCCUCCUUGCCCUCCUGGGCCUGGGAAGCAGCUGUGGCCCCAUUGUCCCCCGAGGGGAGUGGGGGGCCCUGGUGUCCAAGUGCGCGGAUCCCCUGCAACUGCCUGCCCGCCUUGUGGUGAUCUCCCACACUGCCGGCAGCACCUGCGCCAGCCCAGCCCUGUGCGAGCAACAGGUUCGGAACGUCCAGAGCUACCACAUGCGGACCAAAGACUGGUGUGAUGUGUCCUACAACUUCCUGAUCGGAGAAGAUGGCCUGGUGUACGAGGGCCGCGGCUGGCGCACCAAGGGCGCCCACUCUGGUCCCGCCUGGAACUCCCUCGCCAUCGGCAUCACCUUCAUGGGCAACUACAUGGAGCGCGCGCCCCCACCGCGCUCCAUCCGGGCACUGCGGAGCCUGCUGGACUGCGCUGUGGACCGCGGCUACCUGACCUCCAACUACCAGCUCAAAGGCCACCGGGACGUGCAGCAGACGCAGUCCCCGGGCGAUCAGCUCUACAACAUCCUCCAGAGCCUGCCGCACUACCACAAGUGAGGGCACCGGAGCCCCACCGCCCCUUCCCCAAUAAACACGCAG